Molecule: messenger RNA, 1893 nt
Organism: Vitis riparia (riverbank grape)
Lineage: Eukaryota; Viridiplantae; Streptophyta; Magnoliopsida; Vitales; Vitaceae
Exons: 5
Coding region: 137-913 (258 amino acids)
Biological process (GO): CAAX-box protein processing
Cellular component (GO): membrane
Molecular function (GO): metalloendopeptidase activity
Source: RefSeq, a predicted model, not a curated record
CGAACAAGGUUUGUAGAACCCGGAUGGAUCUUACCAGUGAGCCACAUUUCCUCGUUUACUGAAUUCAUGCUCAAACCCCAUGAAAGCCCGGCAUAGAGGGAGUAGGUAGGCUUACAGAACGGAGGGGAGAAGAAAAAUGAUAGUGGCCCACUGGCCUCCAAUAUUUGCUGCUACUUUAUGCCCCAAAUUUAGUGGGCAUGUUAACAAACCGCUGAAAGGUCUCCGUUCCUUCAGAUUCAACUCCAGUUUCAGCUUCAAAGCUUCUUUCAGGUGUUAUUGCAUCAAAAAUGAAAACCCCAAUAAGAUUUCUUCUGAGGAGGGAUUCUCAGUCCUGGGAUCGGAUAUUCCAUGGGACAGUGGGAGCAUUUGGAGUACAAUGGCAUUCUACUUUUUCAGUUUGCACAUUCCAUUUAGCUUUGGAGGCUUGUCUGUGGUUGCUCAAAUAUUGCAUCAACCUGUUAUUGAUCCGCAGACAGAGGCAUUAUCAAUUCUCGCAUUACAAACUUUAGAGCUCACUGGGGCCCUUCUUCUUCUGAAUUUUACUGCUAAGCCAGGCUAUAGAUUUUCUGUCUUUAGAGGUGACCAGUUAUCAACAAGGAGGAAUUGGUUGUUGACUUCAGCAAUUGGUUUUGGGUUUCUUGUUUUGUUGGUUUUUCUUACAUCACUUGUUGCUGACAUAUUAAUUGGGCCCAAGGCUGUGAAUAACCCCAUACUAAAGGAGAUCCUUUUAAGCAGCAAUGUCUCUGAAAUCGCCUGCAUCCUGGUUUACUGCAUUGUCACUCCCCUGCUGGAGGAAACCGUUUACAGAGGGUUCCUGUUGACAUCUCUUGCCUCUACAAUGAAAUGGCAGCAAGCAGUUAUCAUAACCUCAGCCAUCUUCUCUGCAGCUCACUUCUCUGAUUUGAAUGUAUAAUGAUCAUCUUUGCUUGGAUUCCAUAACCCAGGUGAGGGUAGGCCAGAGGUACACAAUUAUUGAUGCUCUUUGAUGUCAUAUAUUGCUUUACAACACAUUCAUCUUGUCAUUCUCUCCCACAAUGCAUGCACCAUUUACAAUACCUCACAAAUUCAAAUUACCAUGUCCUCCUUUUUCCCCUUGUCUAUUGUGUUUAUAUCCUGUAAAUGUGAUAUUCUAAUUUCAAAUCAUCCAAUUUGAAUGACCCAAUUUUUAGAAGUAUGAAUGCAGAAAUAUAAUUGAACGCUUACACAUCAUAGUACAGCCUGUAAAAUUUUUGAAAUGCAUGUGCCUUCAAAAUGACACAAAUAUUCAAACAGGAGGAAUCAUCAAUCAAGUUCCAUAGAAUGAGGGAAGUGGGGUACCCCAUGAAGCUUCCAUAUGACAUGGGGCCAUGCCCAUUUUAAGGAGAGGCACCAUAAUGUUGAGUAGAAGAUGAAAAUCAUGAAAUAAGGUCCAUGUAAUCAUUCCCCUCUCCCCCAAGUCUCUUUCUGUGCCUUUUGUCUUCCUCCCUGGCGCCGAACCGAUCAUCUCAUUGUCUGUCACCCACCCACACACAAUAAUGCCCCUAAUUCUUCCAGAGAGGCCAAUAGCCCCACCCCCUUUUCUAAUACCACCCUUGAGACAAAGUAUCCUACUUGGAUCAACACCCACAUUUAGCUGUGUUCCAUGUACCAUUUCCCUUCUUUUUUUUCCUUUGAAAUUCAAACUUGAAAAGGUACUUCUCUAACCUUAUAUAGUAUUUUAUUAGACCGUUUGAUUGAAAUUGUGGCAUUGAGAGACUCGCAUAUGGUAUACUCCAGCUAGUGAGUCACUUUAUACAACACUUUAGUGAUCCCCACACAUGUGUUUCAAAGAAGAAUAAAGAAUUCUCAAGGAUUAUGAAAGCAUGCAUGAUUCAAGUUUAAGCUAUUUUGGCGCCUCUCUCUCUCUCUCUCUCC